AUGAAUUACGCCUGUACCUCUUCUGCUGAUUAUGGUUUCACCGCUAGACGGAUUUCGUUGGAUGACUCUACCUCUGUGACGGCAUCGAGCAGUACCACCAUACACUACAAGCGAACGAGGGAGGAUUGUCCUAAAGCUUCUGGCGGAACUCGUGAAACUAGAUUCGGCUGCCCCCGACCGGGACAACGCGACGGUGUUUACGCGAGUACGUUCGGCACUCGUCGACGCGAUCCUGCCGAUAGGAGCGUCACCUUCUCCCGCAUGAACAGAAACGGUAACUGCAAUACUCAAUGUUGUACUUGUUGUUGCGAACGAAUGCCCUGUCACCGCAGUGAAGAGGGAGCCAUAAAGCAACCUCCGUUCUCGAGCAAAAAACUGAAGAAGCACUGCUGCUGCACGGUGGACGCAGCUUGCAAGGCCACAGACGACGAGCGCCAACGAGGAGACACCACACCGCCACUUCCUUACUGGCACAUUGCCAUCGCUGCCGCUCGCCUCAAAGAGCAAGAAAGCGAAAAUCAGUACAACAAGGAACGCGCUGCUCAGGCUUGGGACAAAUACUUUGCUGACGCCAAAUCGCAUCACCAUCAUUGUGGGAAAAGGCAGAAGAUGGAAUCGAGGAAUUUCUCAUGCCACCAUAAAAACGCUUCCGUUUCUGAGGAGCAAGUUGUGGAGAAAUAUUCCCGUCAUGACCGCUAUGAAGGAUGCAACCAGGACUGUGUGUACAAUGUAGAGCGCAACUGUGGAAAGUUCUACAAAUGCGGUGGAAACGUUAACGAGGCAUCUUGCAAGCUAUGUGAAGACGAUGAGCCAUGUGAGAUAAUGAGAAAAAUAUGCAAGCCCUCGCGCAAGUCCCCGCCGAUAUGCAAACGGCGAAAUCAGAGUGCACCACCGGUAGUUGGUCGACCUGCUGAGGUCGAAAAGCCGUUCUACGGAGCGACCGAGCUGGAAAAGUCCUCACUGAACGCAAUCAAUCACCUUCUGAAAGCCGAAAAAGAACUCCGUCGAGUACAGUUCACAGCCGGAAGUAUUCUGCCGCAGGCCAAACAGUACAUUGAACAAGUCGACGCAAUCCAUCAGGAUCUUAAGCUUUUCAAUACACAAAUACAUGAAUUACAAAAGCAGACCAAUGACGUUCUCGAGAAAAAGGGUGCAAGGCAUUUCCACUUUAUGAUUCAGGGAUCACCGACGAAAUAUAAGGCGACCCAACGCCCCUCUUCCUUCCCGCUGAGUAAGCGGAUGCGGGCACAAGACAGAUAA
Molecule: messenger RNA, 1260 nt
Organism: Haemonchus placei
Lineage: Eukaryota; Metazoa; Nematoda; Chromadorea; Rhabditida; Trichostrongylidae
Source: the annotation of a GenBank genome assembly